Molecule: messenger RNA, 1314 nt
Organism: Bemisia tabaci
Lineage: Eukaryota; Metazoa; Arthropoda; Insecta; Hemiptera; Aleyrodidae
Gene: Non3
Product: Ribosome production factor 2-like protein Non3
Biological process (GO): ribosomal large subunit assembly; maturation of LSU-rRNA from tricistronic rRNA transcript (SSU-rRNA, 5.8S rRNA, LSU-rRNA)
Cellular component (GO): nucleolus
Molecular function (GO): rRNA binding
Source: RefSeq, a predicted model, not a curated record
AUAGUCGAUAUAUUGCAGCUGUUACUUACUGUUGUUUUGUUUGGUUAUGUUCAUCAACACACGUGUGUAGAGUAUCAGCAAUCAUUAUUCUUUUUCAAUAUAUUCGUGUAUGAACUAAAACCGUCUUUAUCAUCAUGCCAUUUAUACAGAGGGUCAAACGGCCAGUGACAGCAAAAGGCAGACGAAUUUUGCUAAAGAAGCAACCCAGAUUUGUUGAAUUCCCUAAGCAGACAAUGUACGUUAGAGGCAAAAAAGCAAAUGCACUGACUAUGGACUGCAUGAAAGAAAUUUAUCAACUAAAAAAACCAGGAGGUCUUUUAUUCACCAAGAAACAUGACAUUUUGCCGUUCGAAAAUGUUGGACUCCUGGAAAAUUAUUCACAGCGGCGCGGAGCCUCACUAUUUAUUUUCGCCUCUUCGAACAAGAAGCACCCUCAUAGUUUAAUAUUUGGCAGGACCCAUGAUCACCAGUUAUUGGAUAUGGUCGAAUUAGAAAUAGAAGCAUUCAAAUCCAUCAAGGAGUUCAAAACGGAGCAUGUAGCAGUUGGGCUCAAGCCUUGCAUCCUCUUUGCAGGAGAAGAUUUUCAGACAAGUUAUGACCACAAACGAAUUCAAAAUCUACUAGUUGACAUGUUCCAGCGAGAAGUUGUCACAGAUAUACGUCUUCAAGGCCUCGAACAUGUUAUCAUGUUCACUGCUGCGGAUGACAAAAUAUUUUUGCGGAAUUACAGGGUGCAAUUAAAAAAAUCAGGAAGUCGAAUCCCAAGAGUUGAAUUAGAGGAAAUCGGACCAGCAGUCGACUUCAGAAUUGGUCGUAAAAAGUUAGCCACUGAGGACUUAUUUAAGAGCGCAUGUAAACAACCAACGUCCAUUGAUCCUAAACCUAAGAAGAACAUCAGAACGGAUGCGUUUGGCUCAAAAUUAGGACGUGUGCAUAUGACCAAGCAAGACGUGAACUCAUUACAAACCAGGAAAAUGAAAGGACUUAAGAAAUCAUACGCAGAGCGAAAGGAGCAACGUAGUAAAAAGAAAUCUGCGAGUAAAUAAGAACGACUGUAUCGGAAUACCGGAGGUAUAGUUUUGAAAGACUGACUCACAAUGUGAAUACAUUAAGGCUAAAAAAUUGAACUAAUUAAAAAACUCAGACCAGCCAUAGAUUUCUGUUCUCUAAGAAUGAAGGAAACAUUUGAUGAAAGAUAUUUAAAAUUAUCAAAUAAUCAAAUGAAUGAAUGUAUAGAAAAAUUAAUGAAAAAAUUGCUCUCAUCAGAAUUUUAAUAUGUAUUUCACGGAUUUAUGUCAAUAAAUCAUCAUUUUC